UUACAUCAUCUCUAUUCUCUACUGGCUUCACCUCCCUACUUACACAGCCCAGACUUCACCCUCGAUCAUUUUAACUAUUAUCGUGAUAGUUCAUAUAACUCCUUUGUCCUUUGACAUUUAACUAACCCUUCCUAGAAAACACCCUGUGAUGUAGUGCUUCGGAUCUGAUUUCUGCUGCCACUCUACAUCAGCUGCUGAAUCUUAAAGUUUUCUGAUUUUCUCCUGGAUUGUGUUGAGUCUUCUGACCAUCCAAUCAAAUGCAUUCUGCUAGUGAGCUUUUGAUUUAUAACAUUUCCAUUUGGUUCUUAUGGUUUUCAUCUCUGCUGAAAUCUCUUGUCUACUAUCAGAGUCCUCAAUAUGGUUCAAUCAAAAUGAAGCUGCUCAUUUGGGCCUGCAUCCUGUGUGUUGCUUUUGCAAGGAAGAGGCGUUUCCCCUUCAUUCGUGAGAAAUUUUUCUCAUCCAGCGAAGAGGAUUACAAUGGCUAUCGUUACCCACUUAAUCCAUCUCUGAAUGUUCCUUUUGGUCUAUGGAACAAUAAUUUGCCACCUCCUACUUCCUCUGCUGGUUAUCCCCCAGUGAAGACCGUCCCCAAUUACCCUGGGCAUGCUGGCUCUGACUCCGAGGCACCUUCCUAUUCCUGGAUUCUCAGUGCUUCUGGGAAGCCCUAUGCAUACCAAGUCCCUGGUUAUCCCUCAGCUAGAGGGUACACCGCUCAGGCUAAUGCUCCUGGGGCAGCCCCCCUUGGCCACCCUGUUGCUGUUCCUGCUGCACCUGCUGCUCCAUCUAAUGCCGCUGAGCCCCCUGCAGCCCUGCCUCCUCCAUCGGAGCCUGCUGCAGCCCUACCUCCUCCAUCGGAGUCUGCUGCAGCCCUGCCUUCUCCACCGGAGCCUGCUGCAGGGAUACCCCCUCCAUCAGAGCCUGCCGCAUCUGUACCUCUUCCAUCAGAACCUGCUGUGGCUCAGCCUGCUGCACCUCAGCAUGUUGCAGCUCAUCCUGCUGGAGCCAAACCAGCUGCAGCCGAACCUGCUUCACCGAAGCCUGCUGCAGCUGGCCCCGCUGUACCCAAACCUGCUGGAGCCGAUCCUUCUGCUGAGCCUCCUGCAAACAAACCUAUCUCUGCAGCAGAGGCAGCCGCAGCUGAGCUAGCCGAAGCCGAGCCCCUUGCCCCUGAGCCCUUCCUAUUUGACUCUACUGCAGAUGAGCCUACUAUGGAUGAGCCUGCUGCAGAUGAACCUCUGACAACUAACCCUCUCAUCGUCCAGCCUCUUUCACUGGAAGACCCUUAGCCUUCUCUCUCAUCAGAUACUGCUGCAGAAACCAGUGAAAUCUACAAAACUGUUUCUUUUUCUAAUACUAUUUCAUCGUAUUAUAUUAAAACUAUCCAUUUCACCACAGUGA
Molecule: messenger RNA, 1398 nt
Organism: Oryctolagus cuniculus (rabbit)
Lineage: Eukaryota; Metazoa; Chordata; Mammalia; Lagomorpha; Leporidae
Source: RefSeq, a predicted model, not a curated record